AUGUUUGGCAGCUCAAGUUCCCCACCAAAAGAUUCAUCCUUAGCUUCCACCACAACUCCUCCCACCUCUUCCGAAUCUAGCGCCGAUUCAUCAACCGCUCUCAAUAAUCCAGGCGAUGCAUCAACCGCUUUAAGAGCACUCGAUGGUGAGACUGGCACAUCCGAAAAACGCAGCGGCAAUGGUAGUCCGCCAGGUCGCGCAAUUCCCGGCGAUGGUUCUGGAGAGAAGAAACGCCGGAGUAGCGGGGUCGGCGGUAAAGCCAGCUCGUUUCUGGCCAGUGCGAAGAAUUCAUUGCACUUCAGUCAGAGUCCUAAUUCUUCCGGAUUCAUGUCUGGUGGCCGUUCGAACGACGUAGUGCAAACGCCCUUGCAGAAGUUGGGAAAACAAGAUCCGGCCUUGACGGUUCCCCAAGGUCAGCAUAAUAAUUCGGCGGGAGAAUCUCGUCCCGGCCCUAGAUCGACUUUCAAAGUCGGCGUUUGGGAAGACAAAAAUAAGAAAUGUCGUCGCACGAUGGAGGAUACUCAUGCUUUCCUGUAUAACUUCUUACAUACACCUGCACCUGUGGUGGGAGCCGAUUCGAGCUCAAAGUCGGAAAAGUCAGAUAAAGUCGCAAGUGAUUCAUCAGAUAGUCUUGCUCGGCCGGUAUCCGCACAAUCCAUGUUGGAGACAGACAAUGGUUACUUCGCAAUCUUCGAUGGUCACGCAGGUACAUUUGCUGCAGAUUGGUGUGGAAAGAAACUACAUCUCAUUUUGGAGGAGACUAUACGAAAGAAUCCGAAUACCCCGAUUCCAGAACUUCUCGAUCAAACCUUUACAACUGUCGAUGCACAGUUGGAAAAAUUACCCUUGAAAAACAGUGGUUGUACUGCCGUGACAGCAGUUCUUCGUUGGGAGGAUAGGAUACCAAACGCUUCAUCUGCUACGGGCUCUACAGCUAUUGCACCUGCGACCGCUGCUGCUGUUAAAGCUGCUGAAGAAACACCAAAGACUGAAGAUGGCAGUGCGUCACAACAGCCAAAGGCCGUUUUGAAUGCCCCUACUGGAGAUGUUCAAGCAAAACUUAAAAGCACUUCCACUCGUGCCAGAGUUUUGUAUACAGCUAAUGUUGGAGAUGCACGUAUUGUAUUGUGUCGUAAUGGCAAAGCCUUACGUCUAUCUUACGAUCAUAAGGGUAGUGAUGAGAACGAAGGAAAACGUGUUGCAAAUGCAGGUGGUUUGAUUCUCAAUAAUCGUGUCAAUGGCGUUUUGGCAGUUACUCGUGCCCUGGGAGAUGCGUAUAUGAAAGACUUGGUUACAGGCCAUCCAUAUACGACUGAAACUGUCAUACAACCUGAUAGCGAUGAAUUCAUUAUUUUGGCUUGUGAUGGUUUGUGGGAUGUCUGUUCAGAUCAAGAAGCAGUUGAUCUCGUUCGUCAUCAACAAGAUCCUGUUGCCGCAGCUAAACAACUUGUCGAAUAUGCCCUCGCUCGCUUCAGUACGGAUAAUUUGUCUUGUAUGAUUGUUCGAUUUAAUCGACCACUUCUUGUUGCAACGGCAAAAGAUUCUCAUGCAGCUAUUGGCGUUGAAGGUGAUGGCAAUAUGGGACUCGGUACACUAUCCGAGGCAGAUAAAAUUGUUUCAGAAUCUCAGCAAAAAGUUAAAGAUGGAGCAUCAAAUCUCGGUGUGAGUGGUAGCAAUAGUGGUGCAGGACAUGAUCCUAAAUUUGAUGGAGCCGUAGAGGAUGAUGAAGAUGAAGAGAAACCUCGGAUGGAGAGUGUAGUUGAAGAGGAACCUCAAUCUAUCGAGGGUGAUUCAUCGGCUCCGGAAAUAAAUUUCAAUGCUGUGGAGAAGGCAAAGACGGAGGAGACGGCUGCAAAUUUGCAUUUACCGGCUGGAGCUGAGAAAUAA
This is a messenger RNA of Botrytis porri, 1887 nucleotides long. RefSeq lists its product as uncharacterized. Gene Ontology annotation, biological process: protein dephosphorylation. NCBI's taxonomy places the organism in Eukaryota, Fungi, Ascomycota, Leotiomycetes, Helotiales, Sclerotiniaceae. Gene Ontology annotation, molecular function: cation binding; protein serine/threonine phosphatase activity. The record is from RefSeq and is a predicted model, not a curated record. The coding region runs from base 1 to 1887 and encodes 628 amino acids. The transcript is spliced from 2 exons.